Messenger RNA from Porites evermanni, 464 nucleotides. The record is from the annotation of a GenBank genome assembly. Lineage: Eukaryota; Metazoa; Cnidaria; Anthozoa; Scleractinia; Poritidae.
UGUUCAUCGUUCGUAUUGGAUAAUCCAAGCGAUUCACAAAACAUUCCAUUAGUCACAAUUCCUGAGCCAACUUGGACUCAAACUCCAUCCAUUGUAAAGAUCGCAAACGGUACGUAGGACUGAUAUGGGCAGUAUCCAACUUCGUUUACGGACAUGGUUGUAGAAGAGACUAAUGCAUUAGUAAUAAUAAUAAUAAUAAUAAUAAUGAUGAUGAUGAUGAUGAUGAUGAUGAUGAUGAUGAUGAUGAUGAUGAUAAUGACAUACAUCUUCAUAAUAGAGAGCUUUUUUUUCUUCCGGCGCUGUUUUUUUUAGGUCAUUAUCAAGCACUUGGGCGCGUCAUUCACAUGAAAUAUUUACAUGACCAGUUGAUUGAACAUGAAGAUUUUAGCUUUGCUGAUUCAAGGAGGAGCAUGGAUGAUCUCGUACAACAACUAGAUAUACUGGCAGAUACUCUAUACAUAAAG